Molecule: messenger RNA, 1699 nt
Organism: Prunus mume (Japanese apricot)
Lineage: Eukaryota; Viridiplantae; Streptophyta; Magnoliopsida; Rosales; Rosaceae
Product: putative glucan 1,3-beta-glucosidase A
Biological process (GO): polysaccharide catabolic process; establishment or maintenance of cell polarity; cell migration
Cellular component (GO): cytoplasm; actin cytoskeleton
Molecular function (GO): actin filament binding; hydrolase activity, hydrolyzing O-glycosyl compounds
Source: RefSeq, a predicted model, not a curated record
CUGGCAUACGACACAAACAAACAUAAACAAACCAAUGGCUUUCAGCUCAAGGACAUGGCUGCUAAGCUCAGCUGUCCUUUUUUCUAUCAUGUCUCUUUCUUGUGGGAGAGAGCCUCCCAAUUCAGGUACAGUAAAAGCUGUUAACCUUGGAGGCUGGCUGGUCACAGAAGGCUGGAUCAAACCGUCUCUUUUCGAUGGCAUUCCCAACAAAGAUUUCUUGGAUGGAACUGAACUUCAGUUAAAAUCUGUGACAACUGGGAAAUAUCUUGCUGCUGAGCUAGGAGGAGGAAGCAUCAUAGUUGCAAACAGAACAUCAGCUUCAGGCUGGGAAAGAUUUAGGCUGUGGAGGAUCAAUGAGACCACAUUCAACUUCAGGGUUUUCAACAAAGAUUUUGUGGGGCUUGAUGUCAAGGGCAAUGGAGCUCAGGUGGUGGCUGUUUCGAAAACACCGGGUAGCUCAGAGACGUUUGAGAUCAUAAGGAAGCCUGAUGAUUUGAGCCGGGUUCGAAUCAAAGCACCCAAUGGAUUCUUCUUGCAGGCCAAGACAGAGGAUUUGGUGACAGCUGAUUAUGCAGGGAGUGGUAGUGGAUGGGGAAACAAUGAUCCAUCUGUUUUUGUGAUUAGCUUUUCUGGAAAAUUGGAGGGAGAGUUUCAAGUAACAAAUGGUUAUGGUCCAAAGAAGGCUCCACAAGUUAUGCGGGAGCAUUGGAACACAUUCAUAGUUGAAGAUGACUUCCACUUCAUAAAAACAAAUGGAUUAAACGCUGUGAGAAUACCAGUUGGUUGGUGGAUUGCAAGUGACCCAACGCCCCCAAACCCUUAUGUUGGUGGUUCCUUGCUAGCGUUAGACAAAGCCUUCUUGUGGGCACAGAAAUAUGGAUUAAAGGUCAUAAUUGACCUCCAUGCAGCACCAGGCUCUCAAAAUGGUUUUGAACACAGUGCUUCUAGAGAUGGCUCUCAGGAAUGGGGCCAAACAGAUGAAAACAUACUGCAGACAGUUGAUGUCAUUGAUUUCUUAACUGCCAGGUAUGCUAGGAGCCCAAGCCUAUACGCAGUUGAGCUCAUAAACGAGCCUUUCUCCCCAGGAGCAUCUCUACAGAACGUGACCAAGUUCUACAAGGCUGGUUAUGCUGCCGUUCGCAAGCACUCCUCCACAGCAUAUGUGGUGUUUUCAAACAGGCUAGGACCAAUGGAGCCAAGGGAGCUUUUCCCCCUUGCCACUGGCUUAAAGGGUUCUGUGAUUGAUGUCCAUUACUAUAACCUCUUUGUGAGCGCUUUUGACAACUUGACUGUCCAACAGAACAUAGACUUCAUCCACACCAAUCGGUCCCAGGAAUUGAAUUAUGUUACCACAUCAAAUGGUCCUCUCACUUUUGUUGGUGAAUGGGUCGCUGAGUGGAAAGUUACCGAGGCAACAAAGGAAGAUUACCAAAGAUUUGCAAAUGCUCAAUUGGAAGUUUGGGGGAGAGCAACAUUUGGGUGGGCUUAUUGGACUCUUAAGAACGUCAAUAAGCAUUGGAGUCUUGAGUGGAUGAUACAGAAUGGUUAUAUAAAGCUAACUUAAGUUGUAACAUCAAUACAUGCAUGGCGCCUCUAUACUGUGAGCUAAGGUUAAUUCAAUCUGGGUCCCUCUGAUGUCCAAAUUAUUCAGAAUCAAUAAAAACCACUGUGUUGCUAGGAUCUAUUAAUUAUGUGACAU